UUCCUUGACUGGAGCCAAAACUCUGUAUCCAAGUUAGUAAAAUGAAUGGAAUGGAGGCUGUGAUGGCAGCAUUCAGCUCUGUGCUAAGGCCAAACCCUGCCUCCUUUACCUGAUCCCCUUCUGUUCCUUUGGCAGCCCCCUGCAAACACAAGUGUUACUGUGAGCUGGAGGGAACAAGAGAGAUGUGAAACAAUCUGUAAUGUCUGCAGGUCCCAGUCCUCUGUCUUCCAUGGGGCUUCCUUGAGCACUUGCUGCUCUAGAAUGUGAAAAUCAGGCUGAGGUGGGGGGGUGACACCAGUGCUGCUUCAGCCUGUCUGGUUCACCCAUCAAAGGCCACGCUGUAUCUAAUUCCAACUUCAGAAGUGCAGCAAAGCAGUGAUGGUGGAGGGGACAUCAGCUCUGGCUGCAUGCAGCACUCCUGGGGGAGCCUAUGAGCAGUGAAUGAGAGCAGGGCUAAGGGGAGAGAGUAGGAUCGGACUCCUUGCAGGCAGAGGUAAAACAUUUUGCUAUAAAGGAAAUAGUUUUGCUUUCCGUUGACAGAGUCCGAGAAAGAAAAGCAGCCAUAUGGCUUCCACGGCCCCGUAGCCGGCUUCCCACGGCGCUGCCUUCAGCUGCCCAGAGCACCAGGCCCGUGGGGCGAAGAAGAGGUGAUGCCUGUGCCUCUGCCCUCUCCCCAGGGGCCUCGCCUCUUCCUCCUCCCCCCUUCCUGGCUCCUUCCAGCCAGCGCUGCUGGGAAAGGGACACAACGCGUCCCAUUCAGCGCUUGCUCCUGCAAAUACCGGCGCAGACACAGGGGGGGCUGCAGGCGCCGGGCAGCUGCAGGACGCAACAGCUUCCCCCUCGUUCCUUGCCGCCUCUCUGGGACCCAGAACCCGCUGCGUGAACCCCAAAAGGUGUGCGGGAAAGGGAUGGGGGUGGGCAGCGUGUUAGCUGCGUCGCCGGUGGGAUGUGACCCCAGCGCAAGGGGUGAGGGCGAGGCAGGGAGAACCAGGACCAGGCGUGAGGAGACGCGCAGCACAGUGGCUUCCACGUGUUUAAGCCCUGACGGCCCCCCCUGCACAAAGGUGCUCCCCCUAGCCCCGGCCCCUCUCCAGUAGCCUCUUGCUGGGGCUCGCUGAUGCCUGGCCAAAACCAACCCGCUCCUUGCUGCCGCUGAACAGAGCUGAGCAUUAUUCCACAGUGCGGCUGGAGGAGCUCUGGGCGCAGCGUGGCAGCUCAGGACGGCUGCUCCAAGUCAGUGCCCCGUGUGUGCUGGAACAAGCAGCUGUCCCAUCGGCUCCCCGGUGCCCAGCCCCAGUAGAUGCUGUUAGGGGUGAGAAAAGCACUGCUGCCAUCCCUCACCGCUGCCUCUCCCUGGCCGCAGGUGUCCGCACCAUGGGGCUGCUCCUGCUGGCCCUGGCCCUGGCUCUGGGAGGGACGGCUGCGGCUCCCUGCCCUGCAGCCUGCAUCUGCGACAACCUCCGUGCCCACGUCCUGUGCCUCAAUCGGAACCUGCCAGCCAUUCCUGACACCAUCCCCGAGCUCACCAAGCAGCUGGACCUGAGGGGCAACAGCUUCAAGGCGGUCACGGCAGGAGCCUUCCUCAGCACGCCGUACCUCACGCACUUGGAUCUGCGCAACUGCCAGCUGGAGAGGGUGGAGGAAGGGGCCUUCCGGGGGCUGGGGCGGCUGCUCCACCUCAACCUGGCCUCCAACAGCAUCGCUGUCCUCUACCAGGAGGCCCUGGACGGGCUGUCCUCCCUCCAGCAGCUCAUCCUGCGGCAGAACCACCUCGAGGAGAUGCAGCCUGGCGCUUUUAGCCGGCUGGCAUCCCUCACGCUCCUCGAUCUGAGGGAGAACGCCUUGGUCUACCUCCCAGACAUGGUCUUUCAGGGCCUGCAGAGCCUCAAGUGGCUCCGGCUGUCCCACAACGCCCUCCACGUGCUGGGCAGCGAGGCCUUCACGGCCCUGCCCGCCCUGCGCAGGCUGAGCCUGGAUCACAACGAGCUGCAGGCGCUGCCCAGCGAGGCUCUGGCACGGCUGAGCGAGGCCACGCGGCUGGAGCUGGGCCACAACCCUAUCACCUACCUGGCCGAGGAGGCCGUGGCCAUGGCUUCCCUCCAGCACCUCUCCUUGGAGCACGCGGCCCUGCAGGACGUGGCGCCCGACGCCUUCUCCCGCAGCCCCCUGCUGCGGACGCUGGAUCUGGCACACAACCAGCUGCUGGGUCUGCCCGCCUUGGCGGGGGCCGGGCGGCUGGUGAGGAUCAGCCUGGAUGGGAACCCCCUGCUCUGCUCCUGCCUCCUGCUCCCCUUCCACCGCUGGAUGGGACGGGCAAGAGUGCAAGCACAGGGGACUUGCGUGGCACCCCCAGCCCUUCAGGGCCGGCCCCUCAACUCCCUGCGGCCCUCUGAGAUGAGGUGUGGGCAGCCCCAGGCGCCCGUCUCCCAUCCCACCGUGCCCUCGCUGCAGACUGGGGGAACCACGAGCGGGCCGUGCCCCACAGGCUGCAUCUGCUCCCCUGAAUUCCACCAUGCAAACUGCGAGAACAGAGGCCUGCGGAAGAUCCCUCGUGGCUUCCCAACGGACACCCAGCUCCUCGACCUACGCCGAAAUGCCCUGGGGAUGGUGCCUGCGGGCGCCUUCCUGGGCCUGAAGGCACUGGUGUCCCUCCACCUGCAGAGCUGCGGCAUUGCAGAGCUGCGUCCCGGGGCGCUGCGGGGGCUGCCCAGCUUGGUCUACCUCUACCUCUCUGACAACCGCCUCACCACCUUGGUGCCCGCUGCCUUCGAGGGGGCCCCACAGCUCGCCUACCUGCACCUGGAUCACAACGCCUUCACGCAGGUGCCCCCGGGUGCCUUCCAGCUCCUGCCCAACCUCUUCUCCCUCCACCUUCAGCACAACGCCAUCGGGGAGCUGGCCAAGGGCGAUCUGGAUGGGUUGGUGGGCCUGCGCUGGCUCAGCCUGGCUGGGAACGCCAUCAGGAGCAUUGGCCCCACAGCCCUGGCUGCCACCAAGAUGCUGGAGAAGCUGCACCUGGAGAGGAACUCCCUGGAGGAGGUGCCCACGGCCUCCCUGCAGCGCCUGCCUGCCCUGAGCGAGCUGAAGCUGUCCCGAAACCCCAUCAAGCGCAUUAGGGAUGGUGCCUUCCUGCCGGUGGCCGGCAGCCUGCAGCACCUCUACCUGGACAACAUGGGGCUGGAGCAGAUUUCCCCCGGUGCCUUUGCUGGCCUCGGACCCAAAAUCAAAAGCCUGCACUUGGAGAGCAACAAAAUGAGCAACAUUCCUGACAUGAGCAACUUCACAGGGCUGGAAAUCCUCAAUCUGAGGGACGUGCCUUUCCACUGCGACUGCCGGCUGCUGCCCCUGUACAGGUGGAUUGAGAAACUCAACUUGCGCAUUGGGGCCACCUGCGCAUCCCCUGCAGAAGCCCAGGGGCAGAAGGUGAAGUUUUCCACCACUUUCCAAAACUGCCCUGGCUGGAGAGCCAGAGGAGCCAGUGCUGACAAGGCUAAGGCUGCAAGAAAGCCCAACAAGAAGAAGAGAUCAGAAAAACCACCAGCCAGAAGCUUCAGGAAAAGCAAAGCUUAGGAAACGCAUGCAGAGUGCUACAGGGCUGUACCUACAGCACGGCGAGAGCAGUUUUCUGGGCUUGUCCUGCCUGCAGCAACACGGAUCCUGUACAGGGUGUGAAGGAGAGAACAUGGCCACAGCAGAGUGAUGCUGACCUGUCCUGGCCAAGGAUGGCGGACGCAGGGCUUGUCUUUGCGGACACAGAGGCACGUUAUCCUGUAAAGGACUCGUGUGAAAGCUUCCAUAGCGAUUGCAAUGUGCUUUAUCUGAUGACUCCAACAGCAAAGCCACGUGCUUGCUUUACCUUCACAAGCCUUCAAGAGCCAUGUGGAAAAGCUGGAAUCCACAAGCAUUUUUUCUAUUUGACUGCUUUCAAAUGUUCAGAAAUGCUGAAACAGUCUGCAGCGGGACUGGAAGCAGCUCUAGCACAUCCCGCGCUCGCUCAAAUCUUAGAGGAGAAAACUUAAAAAAAAAUUUAAUUAGAGAAAACAC
This is a messenger RNA of Numida meleagris (helmeted guineafowl), 4044 nucleotides long. RefSeq names its product chondroadherin like (gene CHADL). The coding region runs from base 1375 to 3570 and encodes 731 amino acids. The transcript is spliced from 4 exons. Gene Ontology annotation, cellular component: plasma membrane. The record is from RefSeq and is a predicted model, not a curated record. Gene Ontology annotation, molecular function: protein binding. NCBI's taxonomy places the organism in Eukaryota, Metazoa, Chordata, Aves, Galliformes, Numididae.